Molecule: messenger RNA, 502 nt
Organism: Jatropha curcas
Lineage: Eukaryota; Viridiplantae; Streptophyta; Magnoliopsida; Malpighiales; Euphorbiaceae
Source: RefSeq, a predicted model, not a curated record
ACUUGAAAAGCUUAAGGUCAAAAUCUAUUUUGGGUUUUUCCCUCUUUAUGGGUCUCUCUGUGCCUCAGUAUUUCAGUAACUAUGAUUUAUUUUCUACUGAUGGCCUUCCUCAAACCAGCUCUAAUUGGUUCAAAAUCAUAAUGGUGGUUAUUUUGUCAUCUCCACCAACAGUUGGCACUAUAAUAGCUUUCCUUUUCUAUUUCACGCCUAAACCACCACCACCACCACCCCAGAGGAAGGUGCUGACAAUGGAAAUACCCAAGCAGGAAGAGCAGAAAUCACCCAAGAAGUCUCAACCAUUACCACAUUUACCACAUGUACCACCACCCGAGAAGGAGAUGAAGGCAGAAGAUGAGACGGAGGAGAUGAUGAAACAAAUCCGACUUGAGAUUAAAAAAACCUAUAAACGGCCUUCUAGUCUCAAAGAUCUGUUUUCGUGAUUCUAAUUUACUUGAUUUUAUUAGGAAGAGAAAUGAGAUAAUUGAGCCCAUUAGACUAGCCC